GCGAUCCUGGGGCAGCAGUGGGCGGACCGGGAGCAGGGAGUGGGACCAGGGAUGUGGUUGCAGUGCAGGGCAACAGGCAGCGGUGCAGGACGACAGGCAUCCAGAUUGACACAUUGGUGGAGAGAAAACUCAGUGUGAUCAGAGGAGUGUUUCUCUGGUAGAAACUAAAGAUGGCGGGAAAGAUACCUAAAGAUGAGAUGGAGGAGCUCAGAGAGGCCUUCCAGAAAGUUGAUACUAACAGUAAUGGUUUUAUCUGUGACUUGGAGCUGACUGACCUGUUUAAAGAAGCUAAUCUACCGUUGCCGGGAUACAAGGUCAGAGAGAUCAUUAAAAAACUGGACCGCAACAAAGACAACCAGAUCAGCUUCGACGAGUUCCUCUCGAUCGCCAAGGAGCUGAAGGGUGAUGACAUAGCUAAGAGCUUCCGGAAGGCCAUCAACAGGAAGGAGGGGAUUCUGGCUAUAGGAGGAACCAGUGAGCUGUCCAGUGAAGGAACACAACACUCAUUCUCAGAGGAGGAGCGUUAUGCGUUUGUUAACUGGAUCAAUGCAGCGCUGGAGAAGGACCCUGACUGUAAACACGUCCUCCCUAUGAACCCCAACACCCCCAACAGUUUGUUCACUGCUGUAGGAGACGGCAUCAUCCUCUGUAAAAUGAUCAACCUGUCAGUCCCAGACACCAUUGAUGAGAGAACAAUCAAUAAGAAGAAGCUCACUCCCUUCACCAUACAGGAGAAUCUCAACCUGGCUCUGAAUUCUGCCUCUGCUAUUGGUUGUCAUGUAGUGAACAUCGGAGCUCUGGAUCUGAGAGAGGGGAAACCACAUCUGGUACUGGGCCUGCUGUGGCAAAUCAUCAAGAUAGGGCUGUUCGCUGAUAUAGAACUCAGUAGGAACGAAGCCCUAGCUGCGUUGCUGCGUGAGGGAGAGAGUCUGGAGGAUUUGAUGAAGCUGUCUCCUGAAGAGCUUCUUCUCCGCUGGGCUAACUUUCACCUAGAGAAUGCUGGCUUCAGCAAGAUCAACAACCUCUCCUCUGACAUCAAGGACUCUAGGGCUUACUAUCACCUGCUGAAAAUGAUCGCUCCUGACGGCAGCAAAGAGAACGAGCAACGCAUUGAGAUCAACAUGUCUGGAUACAAUGAGAAAGAUGACCUGCGUAGGGCAGAGAGUAUGCUGGUUCAGGCUGACAGGUUGGGCUGUAGACAGUUUGUGACCCCUACUGAUGUGGUCUGUGGGAACCCCAAACUCAACCUGGCCUUCGUUGCCAACCUGUUUAAUAAAUACCCAUCACUCACCAAGCCUGAGGGGCAGGACCUGGACUGGGCCAAACUGGAGGGUGAGACGAGAGAGGAGAGAACCUUCAGGAACUGGAUGAAUUCUCUGGGAGUCAACCCUCAUGUUAACCAUAUAUACGGUGAUCUGUUAGAUGCGCUGGUCAUCCUCCAGCUGUAUGAGAGGAUUAAGGUUCCAGUGGACUGGGACCACAAAGUCAACCGCCCUCCCUACCCCAAGCUAGGGGCCAACAUGAAGAAGCUGGAGAACUGUAACUACGCAGUGGACCUCGGGAAGGCCAAGGCAGGGUUCUCUCUGGUCGGCAUCGGAGGACAGGACCUUAACGACGGAAACCCCACCCUCACCCUGGCUCUGGUCUGGCAACUGAUGAGGAGAUACACUCUGAAUGUUCUGGAGGACCUUGGACAUGGAGAGGCUGCUAACGAUGACCUCAUCAUCAACUGGGUCAACAGAACCCUGACUGGAGCCGGGAAGAACUCUAAGAUCUCCAGCUUCAAGGAUCGUGGUAUCAGCAAUAGUCUUCCUGUCCUGGACCUGAUUGACUCCAUCCAGCCACGCAGCGUGAACUAUGACCUUGUCAAGACUGGAACGCUCUCCGACGUCGACAGAUUGGACAAUGCCAAGUACGCUGUGUCCAUGGCAAGGAAGAUCGGAGCCCGUGUGUACGCCCUACCAGAGGACCUGGUGGAGGUGAAACCUAAGAUGGUGAUGACUGUGUUCGCCUGCCUCAUGGGACGGGGUAUGAAGAGGGAAUAGCACUUCAGCCACACCAUCAGCCUGUGCCUCAGCCUCUAGCCUGUUUGCUAAAAGGCUUCUGGUUUAAACAAUGAAAACAGCCAUAUUAUAUUAGAUACAUAUUGAAUGAAUGACAGUGGCCAUAUUGCUCCACAGCUGAUUUGAUGACUCUGUAUAUCUGCCUUUAACCUAAGACACUGUGUCACACUGUAUGUGAUGCUGUAGCUUUUCGUUGCCCUCUGUGGUGAACAUUAGACUGGACUAUGGCUGUUAAAGGACAUGUCAUGUGGGGGAUGACUGGAAUCGCUCUCACAACAGUUCUUAGUUGAGAGAUUGGACUUGAAGGUUCUGUAGGAUUAGAGAGAGAGAGAGACAGAGAGAGAUAGAGAUUGAGAGAGACAGAUAUAUAUAUAUAUAUAUAUAUAUAUAUAUAUAUAUAUAUAUAUAGAGAGAGAGAGAGAGAGAGAGAGAGAGAGAGAGAGAGAGAGAGAGAGCGAGAAAGACAGAGAGAGAGAGAAAGACAGACAGACAGAUAGAGAGAGUGUGUUGCUUUGAUUCAAAGAUUUUUCAUCGAAUGGUUCAGUCGUAAACGGGUCCCUAUGUCCCUAGUUUAGAUUAUUGACCAAAUUACACAAAACAUACCUACACAAUAGAGUAUUCCAUGUUAUUAGUAUGUUUUACUGGUAUAUAUGGCAUUCCAUGUUAUUAGUAUGUUUUACUGGUAUAUAUGGCAUUCCAUGUUAUUAGUAUGUUUUACUGGUAUAUAUGGCAUUCCAUGUUAUUAGUAUGUUUUACUGGUAUAUGGCAUUCCAUGUUAUUAGUAUGUUUUACAGGUAUAUAUGGCAUUCCAUGUUAUUAGUAUGUUUUACUGGUAUAUAUGGCAUUCCAUGUUAUUAGUAUGUUUUACUGGUAUAUAUGGCAUUCCAUGUUAUUAGUAUGUUUUACUGGUAUAUAUGGCAUUCCAUGUUAUUAGUAUGUUUUACUGGUAUAUAUGGCAUUCCAUGUUAUUAGUAUGUUUGACUGGUAUAUAUGGCAUUCCAUGUUAUUAGUAUGUUUUGCUGGUAUAUAUGGCAUCCCAUGUUAUUAGUAUGUUUUACUGGUAUAUAUGACAUCCCAUGUUAUUAGUAUGGUAUUAGUAUGUUUUACUGGUAUAUAUGGCAUUCCAUGUUAUUAGUAUGGUAUUAGUAUGUUUUACUGGUAUAUAUGGCAUCCCAUGUUAUUAGUAUGUUAUUAGUAUGUUUUACUGGUAUAUAUGGCAUUCCAUGUUAUUAGUAUGUUUUACUGGUAUAUAUGGCAUUCCAUGUUAUUAGUAUGUUUGACUGGUAUAUAUGGCAUUCCAUGUUAUUAGUAUGUUUUACUGGUAUAUAUGGCAUUCCAUGUUAUUAGUAUGUUUGACUGGUAUAUAUGGCAUUCCAUGUUAUUAGUAUGUUUUACUGGUAUAUAUGACAUCCCAUGUUAUUAGUAUGUUAUUAGUAUGUUUUACUGGUAUAUAUGGCGUUCCAUGUUAUUAGUAUGUUUGACUGGUAUAUUUGGCCAUGCCUUUAACAGAAAGGUAGCCAAUCAACUAUUAGUAUGUUUGACUGGUAUAUUUGGCCAUGCCUUUAACAGAAAGGUAGCCAAUCAACUAUUAGUAUGUUUGACUGGUAUAUUUGGCCAUGCCUUUAACAGAAAGGUAGCCAAUCAACUAUUAGUAUGUUUGACUGGUAUAUUUGGCCAUGCCUUUAACAGAAAGGUAGCCAAUCAACUAUUAGUAUGUUUGACUGGUAUAUUUGGCCAUGCCUUUAACAGAAAGGUAGCCAAUCAACUAUUAGUAUGUUUGACUGGUAUAUUUGGCCAUGCCUUUAACAGAAAGGUAGCCAAUCAACUAUUAGUAUGUUUGACUGGUAUAUUUGGCCAUGCCUUUAACAGAAAGGUAGCCAAUCAACUAUUAGUAUGUUUGACUGGUAUAUUUGGCCAUGCCUUUAACAGAAAGGUAGCCAAUCAACUAUUAGUAUGUUUGACUGGUAUAUUUGGCCAUGCCUUUAACAGAAAGGUAGCCAAUCAACUAUUAGUAUGUUUGACUGGUAUAUUUGGCCAUGCCUUUAACAGAAAGGUAGCCAAUCAACUAUUAGUAUGUUUGACUGGUAUAUUUGGCCAUGCCUUUAACAGAAAGGUAGCCAAUCAACUAUUAGUAUGUUUGACUGGUAUAUUUGGCCAUGCCUUUAACAGAAAGGUAGCCAAUCAACUAUUAGUAUGUUUGACUGGUAUAUUUGGCCAUGCCUUUAACAGAAAGGUAGCCAAUCAACUAUUAGUAUGUUUGACUGGUAUAUUUGGCCAUGCCUUUAACAGAAAGGUAGCCAAUCAACUAUUAGUAUGUUUGACUGGUAUAUUUGGCCAUGCCUUUAACAGAAAGGUAGCCAAUCAACUAUUAGUAUGUUUGACUGGUAUAUUUGGCAUCCCAUGUUAUUAGUAUGUUAUUAGUAUGUUUUACUGGUAUAUAUGGCAUUCCAUGUUAUUAGUAUGUUUGACUGGUAUAUUUGGCCAUGCCUUUAACAGAAAGGUAGCCAAUCAACUAUUAGUAUGUUUGACUGGUAUAUUUGGCAUCCCAUGUUAUUAGUAUGUUAUUAGUAUGUUUUACUGGUAUAUAUGGCAUUCCAUGUUAUUAGUAUGUUUGACUGGUAUAUUUGGCCAUGCCUUUAACAGAAAGGUAGCCAAUCAACUAUUAGUAUGUUUGACUGGUAUAUUUGGCAUCCCAUGUUAUUAGUAUGUUAUUAGUAUGUUUUACUGGUAUAUAUGGCAUUCCAUGUUAUUAGUAUGUUUGACUGGUAUAUUUGGCCAUGCCUUUAACAGAAAGGUAGCCAAUCAACUAUUAGUAUGUUUGACUGGUAUAUUUGGCAUCCCAUGUUAUUAGUAUGUUAUUAGUAUGUUUUACUGGUAUAUAUGGCAUUCCAUGUUAUUAGUAUGUUUGACUGGUAUAUUUGGCCAUGCCUUUAACAGAAAGGUAGCCAAUCAACUAUGCAUAAACAAUCUUUUUUGUUGCUGAAAUAAUGUAGUCGUUGAAAAUCAAAGCUUUAAAUGUCCCUGACCAGUUAGUGUUGUGUAAUGGAACAUACUAUCGUUGCUGUGGUGAGGAAGGAUUUGGGGAGAGAAACUGGAAGCCUGUCUGUGUUACAGAGUCCUGUCUAUACAGACACCAUGCUGAUCCUGAACAGAUGAAAUACAACUCUUCAUGAUA
Messenger RNA from Oncorhynchus mykiss (rainbow trout), 5238 nucleotides. Its product is annotated as plastin-3. The record is from RefSeq and is a predicted model, not a curated record. Gene Ontology annotation, cellular component: actin filament; cytoplasm; actin filament bundle. NCBI's taxonomy places the organism in Eukaryota, Metazoa, Chordata, Actinopteri, Salmoniformes, Salmonidae. Gene Ontology annotation, molecular function: calcium ion binding; actin filament binding. Gene Ontology annotation, biological process: actin filament bundle assembly; actin filament network formation.